This is a messenger RNA of Boeremia exigua, 1271 nucleotides long. RefSeq lists its product as uncharacterized. The transcript is spliced from 4 exons. The coding region runs from base 465 to 1052 and encodes 195 amino acids. The record is from RefSeq and is a predicted model, not a curated record. NCBI's taxonomy places the organism in Eukaryota, Fungi, Ascomycota, Dothideomycetes, Pleosporales, Didymellaceae.
CAUGUUUAUUCAAUCCGUGCGCUUCAAUUUUCGCGUUGAUUUCUUGCGGACAUUCGGAAAGUGUUCCAGACUUACGGUAGGCACCCCAGCGAAGUCCGCAUCAUCCUCGUGUUUCAGACCUGUUGCCUUUGACGAGUUUGCUCAAAACAUGCGCGCAACAAAGAAGUCUACACCGAUUCUAUGCAUCGUGACAGUUGUCUCAACAUGCAUGCUUCUGAUUUCAGGCACAAACCUUGUGAUCCAAACAAGAACAAAGGUGGCAAAACUCUCAGAGUGAUGAUGAGGGUUCCACUGCGCCGCAGAAGCCUUCACUUUGCUGCAGUUUGACUGAGCCGCAUCAGCCACACUGGGUGUAUUUAUAUUGCCAAAAGGCUGUCAUUCGCCUUCCCACAUAGUCUCCAACGAAACAGUUACGACUGUUUCCUGGUUCACCAAGACGACUCCAGAAUACACCACAAGAUCAGAUGGCCGACCAAGACCGUGGAAACGCGAGCGCUAUGCAGCAUGGCAUAUCCCUACGAGAUACAGACUCCGGCUCCGGCUCGGCAUCGAGCGUUGAAUCCACCCCUAACGACAGCGGCUUCAGUUCUUCAAGCGUCAGAGCGGGCUAUUUUGCACAGCACGGCAUCGUGGCUGGACCCAACGAUGGCUUCAACUCCCUCUUCAAUCGCCUAGCCAUCAAGGAGGGCUGGUCGAAGGCCCAGCGCAAGAAGCGCCGUCAUGAAGCUAUCGCAGACGAGAUCGACGCCAUCUACGGUACUGACAACUCGAAGCUGGAGAAGUGGCAGGAGCUGUGUCGCGACGUUCAAAUUGGCCCUGUUCCUCUGUCAAUCACCAAGUGCAGAAAGGCCCUACACACAGUCUAUGUCAAUCUCGUGAAUCUGAUCGACCAUCGUCGCAACCGGACAGUGCGGCUCAUUCUCUUCCCUAACUACGCAGCGUUUCGCAAGUGGACGCUCGGUGGUAAGAAGGGGUCCCGCAUCUUCCCGAAGCAGCAGGCGAAGGAGGAGGGCUUCAUCAAAGCGCUUCUCAGGGACUUGCACCUCUUUUGAGAGCUUGCGGCCUGCAGGUUCAUACUUUAUGACAUGGCCAUCGUGUGAUUUUGGAUUGGAAUUAUUGGGCUGGAAUCUUGGGGUAUUGACGCUGGAGGAAUGAGAUACUAGUGCCGUUGGAGUCUGGUUCUUGAUCAUCCUAUGUACGGUCGUACCAACAGGAAAUGCAUGGUGAAUCUGGUUCAUUAUAUUGUCCCAAGUCAACGUCUCAGCGAUCCU